Xenopus tropicalis (tropical clawed frog) is the source of this 6747-nucleotide messenger RNA. It is a transcript of the gene cul4b, whose product is annotated as cullin 4B. The transcript is spliced from 21 exons. NCBI's taxonomy places the organism in Eukaryota, Metazoa, Chordata, Amphibia, Anura, Pipidae. Gene Ontology annotation, molecular function: ubiquitin protein ligase binding. The coding region runs from base 114 to 2711 and encodes 865 amino acids. Gene Ontology annotation, biological process: ribosome biogenesis; protein ubiquitination; ubiquitin-dependent protein catabolic process. The record is from RefSeq and is a predicted model, not a curated record. Gene Ontology annotation, cellular component: nucleus; cytoplasm; cullin-RING ubiquitin ligase complex.
CCUCGACUCCUCCCCCUCGAGUAGUUUCCAGCCUCAGCCCCUUCCUUCCCCUUGUCGGGACUCCUCGCCGGCACCAACCUAAGGCGGAAGCUCGGCGAGGAGAAAGGGGACGGAUGAGGCCCGCACGGUCGGGCAUUAUGAAAGACCUCAUCGCUAGUCCUUCCGGUCAGUCAAAACAAGGCUUAUCAACCCCCAACCCCCCGGCGCAGGAGGUAAGGACUGAGGGAAACAGCACCUCCAAAAAGAGAAGGUUGAAUAUCAGCAGCAGCGAUAAGGACGAUUUGGACCCCCUGUCGCCCCCCAGAAACUCCUCUUCCUCCUCUAACCACAUCCAAAAGAAGCUGCGUUUUGAAGACACUUUGGACUUUCUAGGACUCGAUGUGAAGAUGGCCGAGGAGUCUCCUUCUUCUUCCUGCUCAUCCUCCUCUACUCCCCAGGCAGUGAGGAGUAAAAACCUGCUCAUCUCCCCAGUGGGCGUUGGGCAUCAUGCCAAUGGCCUCACAAAAGCCUCACCCGUGUCCAGUUUUGCCAACAGCAAGCCUGGCUCAGCCAAGAAGUUAGUCAUCAAGAACUUUAAAGAUAAACCAAAAUUGCCUGAAAAUUACACAGAUGAAACAUGGCAAAAGCUUAAAGGCGCCGUGGAAGCCAUUCAAAAUAGCACUUCAAUUAAAUACAACCUGGAAGAACUCUACCAGGCUGUGGAAAACCUUUGCUCUUACAAAAUAUCUGCAAACCUUUAUAAACAGUUGAGACAAAUCUGUGAAGACCACAUCAAAGCACAAAUUCAUCAGUUCAGAGAAGAUGCAUUGGACAGCGUUCUUUUUCUGAAGAAAAUAGAUAAAUGUUGGCAAGAUCACUGCAGACAAAUGAUCAUGAUUAGGAGUAUCUUUUUAUUUCUGGAUAGAACGUAUGUUCUUCAAAAUUCAAUGCUACCAUCAAUUUGGGAUAUGGGUCUAGAGCUGUUUAGAAAUCACAUAAUCAGUGAUCAGAAAGUUCAGAACAAGACUAUUGAUGGCAUCCUCCUGCUAAUUGAAAGGGAAAGGAAUGGCGAGGCUAUUGACAGGAGUUUAUUGAGAAGCCUUCUUAGUAUGCUUUCUGAUUUGCAAAUUUAUCAGGACUCUUUUGAGCAGAGGUUCUUGGAAGAAACAAAUCGUUUGUAUGCAGCAGAAGGACAAAGACUCAUGCAAGAAAGAGAGGUCCCAGAGUACCUUCAUCAUGUGAACAAACGCUUAGAAGAAGAAGCAGAUAGAGUUAUAACAUAUUUAGAUCAAAGCACACAAAAGCCAUUAAUUGCCACUGUAGAAAAACAGCUCCUAGGUGAACAUUUAACAGCCACCCUUCAGAAAGGCUUGAACCACCUGCUGGAUGAAAAUCGAAUCCAAGACCUUUCCUUGCUUUAUCAGUUAUUUAGUCGAGUCAGGGGUGGGGUGCAAGUCCUUUUGCAGCACUGGAUCGAGUACAUCAAGGCCUUUGGCAGUACUAUUGUGAUUAAUCCAGAGAAAGAUAAGACAAUGGUACAGGAGCUGUUGGAUUUUAAAGAUAAAGUGGACCAUGUAAUUGAUGUCUGCUUCCUAAAGAACGAGAAGUUUGUCAAUGCCAUGAAAGAAGCAUUUGAAACUUUCAUUAACAAACGACCAAAUAAACCUGCUGAAUUAAUUGCAAAAUAUGUUGAUUCUAAACUUCGGACUGGGAACAAAGAAGCCACGGACGAAGAACUUGAGAAGAUGUUGGAUAAAAUUAUGAUCAUUUUUAGGUUCAUUUAUGGAAAGGAUGUAUUUGAGGCCUUCUACAAGAAAGAUUUGGCAAAGAGGCUGCUAGUUGGUAAAAGUGCAUCGGUAGAUGCUGAAAAAUCUAUGCUUUCCAAAUUGAAGCAUGAAUGCGGAGCUGCAUUUACCAGCAAACUUGAAGGAAUGUUUAAAGACAUGGAGCUGUCUAAAGACAUAAUGGUUCACUUUAAGCAGUACAUGCAGAACCAGAAUGUCCCUGGCAACAUUGAGCUUACAGUAAAUAUUCUAACAAUGGGGUACUGGCCAACAUAUGUGCCUAUGGAAGUUCAUCUACCACCAGAGAUGGUGAAACUACAGGAGAUUUUUAAGACCUUUUACCUGGGAAAGCACAGUGGUAGAAAGCUACAAUGGCAAUCAACUCUAGGGCAGUGUGUUUUAAAAGCUGAAUUUAACGAGGGCAAGAAAGAACUUCAAGUCUCUCUGUUCCAAACACUGGUGUUGCUUAUGUUUAAUGAGGGCGAUGAAUUCAGCUUAGAAGAAAUUAGGCAAGCUACUGGCAUAGAGGAUAGUGAAUUAAGGAGAACCCUUCAGUCCUUAGCCUGUGGCAGAGCUAGAGUCCUUGUCAAGAGUCCCAAGAGUAAGGAUGUCGAUGAUGGGGACAAAUUUACAUUCAAUGAUGAUUUCAGGCACCAGCUGUUCAGAAUACGGAUUAACCAGAUACAGAUGAAGGAAACGGUGGAAGAACAAGCAAGCACUACAGAAAGAGUUUUUCAGGACAGACAGUACCAAAUCGAUGCAGCAAUUGUUCGGAUUAUGAAGAUGAGGAAGACUCUUAGUCACAAUCUUCUGGUGUCAGAGGUGUAUAACCAGCUUAAAUUCCCAGUCAAGCCAGCAGAUCUGAAGAAGAGAAUAGAAUCAUUAAUAGAUAGGGACUACAUGGAAAGAGACAAAGAAAAUCCAAAUCAAUACAAUUAUGUUGCAUAAAGCUUAGCCUCAGCUAUUACCUGUCAUUCACUUGCUGGAGGAUAAAGAGAUCAUUAGCCUGUUACUCCGAUUGAAAUAAACUUUUCUACAUCAGAAAAUUCAAGGAAACAAAAACUGCAUUCAGAAGACCGAGUCAGCAGUUCCUUCAGUGAAUAAAACUGCCCAUUUAAAGAGUACACUUUACAUUUAAACAGAAUGCUGUUGAACUCUUUGCAUGUUAUUUAGAAUGAUGUGCAUAGUGACUGUAAGAACUGUAAUGAUACCAGGGUUCUGUCUGUUAUAUGGGCUGAAGAAAAUUAAAUUGGAAUGUGGCAUACCUUGCUCUGAUGAAAUCAUCGGUUGGAGUAGGCUCUUCUCCUGGAGCUGCAUGCAGUUAAUUCAAAUGUAGCCGGCUAGAGACGUGAGAGGAGACUUGCCUAUGCCCAAAUACAUCUAACAUGACCCAGUCAAAUUUAUCCAGGACAUUUUUGGCACUUCUGUCACAACCAAAACAGGAGGCAUAGUACAAGUAUCUUGAAGAUGUAACAAGUAUGUGAGGUUAAGUACUAGUGUUUAUUGCGUCAACUAUUUUAUAUGAUGUAUAAAAUGUAGAGUGGCUUGUAUUUAACGCAUUGACCAAGCUGGGACUGUAUGGGAAAUUGCAGUACCGACCCACAACCUUCAAUUGCCAUUCAGCUAAACACUACGAGAUCUAGAUGCUUGUUCGGCAACACAAGAUAUCAAGUCCAUCUAUAAUGGCAGAGAGAGAGUGAGUUUAUUUAGAUGCUUGUGUGUCUUAAAUAGAAAUGAUAUUGUUAAAUGGAACUAAAUUUCCAUUUGCAUCAACUGCAGUACACAGUUGUCAUUGCUGCAUCAGUCUGAGGAAGAGUAGACCAUAGCUUACAAUUCUGGACCAGUGGGUGUAUGAAGCAUCACGUAUUGUGACUCUUAGUAAGGCGUGCGCUGAGCCUUUGAAGCCUCACUCAUUGUGACCUCUAGUUUAAUAGGCGUGAAACCCCCUUUUUUUUUUUUUUUUAAUGCCCCUUUGGGUUUUAAACUAUGGCAUGCUUAUAGUUGGGCAGCUACACACUCAUGUUCAUCCGCUGUUAAUUCCUAGGGGUCCCAUGUAUUUUGUGCCUUGAUCAAAAACUGAAAACAUAGAAUUUGUUCUGCAGAUGGAGUAUUUUUGUCUUGGGGUUUUUCUUUAGUUAAGAGAGAAAAAAUAGGAAAUAAAUACUUUUGGCUUUUAUAAACCUAGAGUUGGUCAAUGCUUCUCCCUUCACACCAUAAGGGAGGCUGUUUGUAAUCACUCUUCCAGCUCUGAUCACUGCAUUUGCUUCUGGGGAUUGCGUUCUUCCACUCUUAUAUCCUACAUCGCCACUUACCUUCUCUCCUUACACUAGAAGCGGAUGCAGCCACAUACAGGGUUACCAAAGUUGCCUUUUUUAAUUUUGACAGUUUUAAUUAUUCUCACAAAACUCUGCGUGGGGAACCAUUUUUGCUCGACCUCCUCUAGUGCAUUCUGCAGUGAUAAGUUUGUCGCAUGGUUCAAGCACUGGAAAAAUCGGCCACUUCCUCUUUCCAUUUGCAAGAUUUAAUGGAAAUUGCACAUUUCUACACAAAACUGCUCCAAAUUGCAACUGAAAUGUUUACAUAAGAAUAUAACUUUGUGUAUGGGCCUUGGAAUUGGAGUUUUUAAUUUCAGCAAGCUUUAGAGAGCCAGUAAUAUCCCCUUUGUCAGCAUUGUCAUGAAUAGGGCUUGUACUUGCACAAACCAGGAAGGGGGAUACCCUUUUUAGUGCAAGAAAUAACAAACACCAUAGGCAACAAGUAUGUUCAGUACAAACCCUAUUCAUUGGACUAAUAUUUAACAAGGGUUUUACUGGCCCUCACCAAGGUCUGCUCUGGUGAUGUUCCAUUUUUGGCACAAGAAGCCAAAAUACAUCCUUUGCAGCCUGCAUGCUGUUUUUCUAAGGGAUGAAAAUUAGUGUUGUAUAAAUAAUGAUAAUUUCAAAUAAAGAAAGGGGAAGUUCAUAGAAUUUUAACUGUCAUGGCCCAAAGUUAGCCUUUCAGUCAUUCCCUAUAGUUAUUGGGCUGUUAAAAGGACUAUUUUCCUAUCUCUCUGGUCAGUUUGUUCUUGGAAACAAGGCUAUUAUACAUUUAGGGAAUUGUUGUAAUAAUGUUUAGAAAUUAACCUGGCAAGUCUCAUAGAUACCAGCCAUUUAAAAACCGUAAAGGGGAACUGUUGCUAUUAUAAAAAAAAAAAAAAUCCACUAAACUGUAGUAGAUGUUUAACAGUAGUAAUUAUUUUUCAUAAAAAAGGGUUAAAUAUGUUUCUUUUAUUUUUUUGAGAUAUAAAUGGAUUAUUAUUAUGCUUCCUUAACCAAAUCGUUUUCCUGCUGCAAACAACGGAACCAUGCAGUUGGUGCACUGAGAGCUCUUGGCGACUUACGGCAUUGGUGUGUUGGCUGCAAACUGAAAAAGGUUAGGUUGAUGGACCUAAAUCUGUCAAGUUUUUAUAUUUAACAUCUGCUAUAGCUAAGUCUACUGCCACAAGGGGCGGAUUCUUAGCCUGCAUAUAUGCUUGAGAAUCGGCCAAUCUGCAUGAUCCGGCAUCUACGGCCUGGGUGCAGCCAUACUCCUGUUUGUGAAAUCUGCACCCCGGCCAAUGCAGUGCCUGUGAGUACAGACACCGAGGCCAGUGGAUUGGCUGAUUCUCGCUCUAGAAUUGGCCCCGUGUGGCAGGAAUUUCUUUCAAAAUAACAACAAUUCCCCUGUAACUACAAGCCCAUAAAUUAUUUUUUUUUCUUCAUUGCAAAACUGCCACAUUUGCAUAUAUUUUAAGUGCUGUGAAAUAGGGAAAUGUUGCAUCUUCUGCUUUCAGUUUGUCACAUGGUGCCAAAGGCGAGGCAGGCAAAUGACACAUGUAUUGAAAUAAUGCGAAGCAUUUUUAGUUUUAUAUCAUUGAUUAUUUUAUAAGGGCGAAGGUUCAGCGUCAUGGGCGUUCGUUUUAAUUGUUUUAUAUUGACCAGUAACCCGGUGCCUCUUCUCAGGUGACGUGUUUAAUUACAGGACAUUUGCUCACUUCCAUAUUCAAUGGGAAAAUACACUGAGUAGGCUUUUUAAAUUUUUUUUUUUUAAUUUCCCUUACAUAGACCUUACAGUAUAUAUAAAGGCAUUCCAGCUUGCAUCAAUCAGUUUAAAUGAAGCUGCCAUCUUGCCAGCUGUAUUGCUCAUAGAUCGCUUGCACUGUUACCCUGAUGGGAGAGAAAACGAAAAGAGCUCAACUUUGUUGUAUAGUAUUCAAUAAAUACCAAUAAUUUAUUUACGCCAGUUGGCCCCUCUGAUGCUGUGCAAGAAGUGUCACAAGAGAUCUGACUGCAGAGUGAAAUGACACUGUGUCUAUGCUGGUGGAGUUGUCUUUAUAUUUCUAUAUAGAUUGGCUCUUGCAACAAGCAAUAUGGCAGCUCCCACGUAUUAUAUACUGAGGAUGGGUAUUCUGUAUGCACAACAAAUCUUAACCAACGUGUGCCAUCAUAUGCUAAGGUAAGGCAUGUAGGAUCAGCUGACAGCAGGCACAGCACUGAGCAAUAUUUUGGCUGUGGUCAAUCAUUAACAACCACACAAGGGUUUUUAUUGCUGCCAACCAUUCAGCUUGUUUGUUUAUAAGCUCUAUCCGCACUGUAAGGAUGAAAUAAUAUUUGGGGAGGGAAGGGGGGGAGAGUGCAGCAGCAUUCAGAAAUGUAACUUUUCACAGCAGUGGUCGGCAUCCAGCAAAAUAAUGUCACCGUGCAAUGAGCUCGCUCUGGCCAUAUGACUAUGGAUAAUAAAUAACUUGUAUUUGUUCACUGUAGCAGAACUCUGAUUUACAAGGGAACUUGUGAGCGUAUCGCAUCAUUUUUUUGAAGCAAAACAUUUUUAAGUCUGACAAGGGUACAAGGUCUUUAUAAGUUGAUAAAUAAUGUAAAUAUGUGUCCCCCCCCCCACGAAGAAGAGUGAGUCUGUUAUCUAGGUAUUUUGUGUCAUUUAAUAAAUAUUAAACUGUUGUGUUGCUAAA